Messenger RNA from Pantherophis guttatus, 5126 nucleotides. It is a transcript of the gene ATXN1L, whose product is annotated as ataxin 1 like. NCBI's taxonomy places the organism in Eukaryota, Metazoa, Chordata, Lepidosauria, Squamata, Colubridae. The record is from RefSeq and is a predicted model, not a curated record. Gene Ontology annotation, molecular function: RNA binding; protein binding. Gene Ontology annotation, biological process: regulation of DNA-templated transcription; anatomical structure development. Gene Ontology annotation, cellular component: nucleus.
CUUCCUGUAGAGUUGCUACGGCGACCGCCGGCUGGGGAAUGAUGUCAUCUCAGCGCGCCCCCUCGCGCCUCGCUGGCAUCACAUCCGAAGCAUUUCCGGCGCGCCGAGAGAGCGGAGGGCGGGGCCGGGUCGGCAACGGGAUGGAGCCCGGGCGAGGCGGCGGCGGCAGAAGUGCGGUAGGAGGCCGCCCAGGCGGCAGGUGAGGCCCCCCUUCCGCCGGCGAGCGCCAUGCGGGCGGUCCAGGAACGCGGCCAGGGCCGCCUCCCGCCCAAGAAGCGAGAGCUGCCGCCGUCCGCCAGCGGGGGCGACGGCGACGAGCCGGCCAGGUUGGCCGAGCGCGAUCCGGCGGGGGAGGCCUUGUCGGAGCGGCCUCAGGCAGCGGCGGGCAGACCGAGCCGCGCGCCUUCGCGUUACACCGAGCCCGGGGACGGCGACCACCCCGGCGACGGCGACCACCCCAGGGAAACUCUGGGCAGCUUGACCGUGGACCAGUACGGCUUGUACAAGGUGGCCGCGCCCCCGACCACCUUCGCCCCCGUGGUGAACGUGAGUCCGCUGCCUGCUGCUUACGGCCUGACCUCGCAGCUGCUGCACCAACAGCAGCAGCAGCAGCAUCCCUCAGUCCCCUAUCCACCCAUCCAUUACACGCAGCUCCCUGCCAGCCCUUUGCAGUUUGUGGGGUCACAUUACUCACUGCCCUAUACUGUGCCUCAUGGCUUCCUCCCCAGCCACUUGCUGUCUCCUUCAGCUGGUCUCACCACCUCUCAUGUCCCUCACUUUGUGCCCUACGCACCAAAUCUCCUGGCCAGUGAGUCCUGUCCUACACAGGCGACCCACACUUUUGGCAAACCUUCUGCCUCUGUUUCACCCUCUGGCCCUUUGCAGCCUCAUAUCGGAGGCCACUUUCUGGACAUUUCGCACGGUCAGAUUCCAAUUUAUUACCAGAUGUCCCGUGUGCCAGCAGGUUACUCGACAUUUGAGGCUGCCGUUGGUCUGAACUCAGACCAAUCUUUGCAGGAGAAGCAGCUUGAUCUCAAAAGAUUCACAAUGAAUGGGCCACAAAGGUCUGCUGUGGGGGCAAAGGAGAGUGAAGCUGAAGGGCAGUGGCCAAGGACUGUUGAAGAGUACAGUGGAAGUACUCCGGUCUUGAGAAUGGAGGUAUCAGUGCCAUCUCAGCCAAGUACCCCAGACCUAGAAGUGCAGAGGGUAGUGGGAGUUCUCUCGGAAUAUCCUAUUUGUUCUGCUCAGCAGAAGGAUAACUUCAGCCCCCUUAACCUGUCUCAUCGUAAUGCUGCAGAGAAGAAAGAGGAGUCAGGGAGAAACGCGGUACAAGUUACUGCUGAGAAGAGCCAUUUGCAAAGACUCUCUGCGAAGUCUCCCGAGAAGCAACUCUGCUCUAGGCAAACUCUCAAAAGGUUGACUCUGGUCAAUGGCAAACUAGUCUUAGGACCCCUUCAGCCUACAGUUCAGGAAGGCCUGGAAAGAGUGAGCCCUGAUGUACCACCCCAAGAGAUGCAGCCGGAAGCAGCUUUUGCCCACUCCCAGGGCCACCUGCCCUCCCACUUCAUGAAAGGAGCUAUAAUUCAGUUGGCUACUGGAGAGCUCAAGCGAGUCGAGGAUCUUCAAACCCAAGACUUUGUGCGCAGUGCAGAGGUGAGUGGCGGCCUCAAGAUCGAUUCCAGCACAGUGGUGGACAUUCAGGAAAGCCCCUGGCAGGGCUUUGUAAUGCUACAUUUUGUAGUUGGAGAACAGCAGAGCAAAGUGACCAUUGAUGUCCCCCCUGAGCACCCUUUCUUUGUGUAUGGUCAAGGCUGGUCAUCAUGCAGCCCAGAGAGGACUGCUCGGUUUUUCUCCCUCCCUUGUCAUAAGCUUCAGGUGGGAGAUGUUUGUAUUUCCAUCAGUUUACAAAGCCUGAAUGGGAAGUUGGUUCCACAAAGUAGUUCUCAGGGCACUAUCCAAGAGAAGCCUGAGCAGAGUGGACUAAUCCUUCGGGAGUCACAAGAUCAAGUGAGGGAGAAGACUCCAUUACAGAGAAGAGUAGGAGUGUUAGGCUUAUCCCAGGAACCCCCCUAUCUGGAACCCAUUUCUGUAUAUGGCUGGGCAGGUCCCAGUUUUCAAAAAUUAGUGGAGGAGCCUCGUUUAUCCCUGCUUCGCCCGUCAUUUAUUCCCCAGGAAGUCAAGUUGUCCAUAGAGGGUCGUUCAAAUGCAGGGAAGUGAAUUCUGAUGGUGGGUGUAUCAGUGCCAUGCUGGAUAGUCUGGCCACUAAUCAGUUUCUCUUGACAACCAAGAGAUGUCCAGCUCCUCCAGCUGUGUGCCUAAACCAUUCUACCGGCAGAACUUCUUCCCAUCUUCCCCUGCUUUCUGCAAGGUGAGAUGAAGAGAGGGAUCACCAGGUCCCUUAAGACGCAAGCACUUUAUUGGACACUUGCUCAUAGGUAGCAAGAUGCUUUCAGCAAGAGAGAGAGAGAGUCAGUCACUGGGGGGGGCUAAGGGAAUUGUCCAGUCUUCUGCUCAGGUCUUGGUCAAGAUAUUUUGACUAAUUGGUCUGGGCACUGCAGUAGUCCAAUUUGGGAGUCUCCGCAUCUCCUCAGGGAGAUAUUUGUAUAUCUUAUUGUAUUGAGAAGAAGCAUCUAGCAAUCCCGUUCAGCAAAUCUGCUACCCAGUGCAUAGUUUUGUAACUUGCCACGUAGAGCUAUGGCCUUUUUUUAAUAGGGGAAGUAGAUAGAAGCAGAACAAGGAUUUGUGCUUAUUGGCAGACCCCUUAGUUUGCUGACUUCUGCUAUAACAUCCCUGCCUAACGAAUACUGUUCUUCCAUGAAAGCUGCAUUCCGUUUCUGCUUUGGCUGCCAGUACUUUCUCAAACAUCCAUUGCUGAGCCAGUGUUCAACUGUAUAGCUGUUGCUUUUGCAGGCAUACAAAGGCUAUGGUUGAGGAAAGUGCCCUUUAUCAAUUGCCGACUUCAACAGAGACUAAAAAGGGGUAGUAGACAUCAUAAGACUUGUAUUUUAGCAAAUAGUAAGUAAAAAUUGCAAGUGGCUGACAGUUUUAAGUCUGUUGCACUGAAAAUGAUGCAGAAUUGCUUCAUUUCAUGGUGCCAUGCUGAGCAUCUUCCUGUCUUGUUACUGUGCUCUUAGCUCUAGCCAGAGGUUUACUACGUUGCCUAGUUUGGUGUAAUGACAAAAUCUCCCUCCAAAACAGCUGUUACAACCACUACUACUAAUAAUUCUAAAUGGAUACCUUGGCUUAUUUCUCAUGGAUGUUCUCUGAUCCAGUGUGGCUUCAAUUCCACUGCUUGGCAAUUCUGCUAGGUCAGAGUGCUGAGUUUCUACAUCAGCCCAUCCCUAACUCUAGAUGAAAGGUGACCUUGCUUUCUCUGCCGGGUUCUUUGCUGUUUUGUCCCAAAGGCCCUGGCACUUUGCACUAUUCCUAGCCACCUUUUGUCCAACAUAUCUGCCUUUCUUAACUUCCUCUCAGGGUCCCCUGAACUUCCUUCGUGUGCCUCCUGACUAAUCUCUGUGCUCCUCUGUCUGAUGCCAGAUAAAGGGGCAGUAAUUUCAUGGCUGCAAACAAGUUUAAUCCUUUCUCUCAAAAUGGGUAGCUGUCUCCAGGUUGCAAUGCAAGUUGUCCAUAGUUGUUGAAACUUAGCCCCUCAAUUUUGGACAGCUCAGCCAUGUGGGUCCAAAGUUUUGUUUGUGUCUAUAUGGCAGACUGCUCACCCUCCUGUUUUCAGAGGCAUGUCUCCGAGUUGACAAGACAGUUAUAAGUUGCAGGCAUGUGUUUAGUCAUUGCUCUGUGAAGCCCACAGAGACUUGAGAGAGCCAGCUACUUAGAGCAAUAAGCUAUUUCUCUCAUGUGACACUACAGAAAGUUGUGCCCAAUUCUAGCAAUUGCAGGGGUGGCUUCCUAAUACCCAAUACUGUGGGAUUGGCAUCUUCCUGGCUGUCCUGUUGCCCAUGAACCCUAAGAACAAUUCAUCUCUGAGACGGCAUUUGUCAGAUGCCCUUUCUUCUUGGAAGCUGCUUCAGUUGCCCCUUUCUUCAAGGGCACCUUAGCCUCAAAGGAGAGCUCCCUGAAGGGCUCAUGAAAGGGAAAGCCUUUUGCUAUCAAUCAUGAUGGGGCCAGGGCAGGCCCAAAAGAAACUUCUCUGAUGGUCCCUCUUCCUCCCCGGGUCCUUUUCCAUAGAUAGCACCUUAGCUGACGAGGACUGGAUGCUGGAUGUCACCAGAGUUGUACAUGUUGCAGCCCUACAACCAAUCAUUAUUUUUACUCUCUAGCCAGCGAUAUACUGGCAAACGCCUUAGGACUAGCCAAACCCCCAACUGCUUUUCUCCUCCCUGAUCUUUAAUGCCACAUUACAGUCUAAGGAGGAUAAUCUAUUUUAUUGUGCUUUUUUUGUAUCUGUUUUAAAUAAAUCCACAUGUACUGUAUAUAUGUAUUUGGGGUGAGAGCCUUUUUCCUGUUUUUAUGAUUUAAUAUUGCUGUAAACGCAGGCUGUAUUUUUAUUGUUAAGCUCUUCAAAUUUGCUCCAUUUAACUUGGCUAUAAAUGGCAUACACACACACACACACAUAUAUAUGUAUGUGCACUCAUACACACAUGUACCUAAUUAUAUGCCAAUAGUUUUUCUUGCUAUCUCUGUUGUUUACUUUGUGGAGCAAAUUCUACCCAGAAGGUAAGGACUGGAACGCCAACUAUAACUCAGCAUCAUUUUGACAAUUUAACGUGACUGUUAGUAACAUUUGCAGUAGAUUCAUUCAUGGAGUACAGGGUGCUGCACAGGGACAGAUCAUGAACUCUCCUUCCCUAAUUUUUCAUUGUUUCCCCCAUAUUGGUAAUAACAGCUGGUCUUCAAAUGUGACAUAUGGAUGCCAAAGACAUUCACUGGUUAUUGCUGUCUUCUGAUUAUACAGUCUGUGUUCAGUGUGAAAAAGGAAGAUUGGUGCCGAUAUGGUCAAAAUGGACAGAAGCAGCUCAUCAAAACCUAUGCAGUUCUCUAAGCUUGCUUUUCUGUUAGCAAGUAAUAUGUUCUGACAGCACUUAGGAUUGUCCCCAAACAACAGAGUUUUUAAACAACAUUCUUAAAAGUUUGCAUAUUUCUGUGACGGCCUAAUAAAGACAUUGCUGUAA